Fusarium sp. VM40 is the source of this 927-nucleotide messenger RNA. The record is from the annotation of a GenBank genome assembly. Lineage: Eukaryota; Fungi; Ascomycota; Sordariomycetes; Hypocreales; Nectriaceae.
AUGGCGAAUCAAACCUCUGCGGCCCUGAGCGGAGGUAUCCCAUGGGAUCAGCUCAUCAAGUUCGCCAACGAAAAAAAGGCUGAGGAGGAAAAGAGCGGAAGGCCUGCGCAGCUUAACCAGCAGCAGAUCAUCGCCAUUUCACAACUCAUCGAUCUCGUUCAUGACAUUGAGGUUGAAGACAAAUGGGUGGGCGAACUGAACAAAUACUGCCAGCAGAACAGGUUACCCCUUCCGAUAUUCGCUCCGGAGACUUUCACUUUGCAAGUCUACGGCACAAAUGUACCGCGAUCUCGGGUCACUUGCAUUAUCACCUCAAAACAAGAAUCGUUCCCCAAGGAGGGAUACGGCUACGAGGCAGGUCAAGAAGUACCGUCUUUCAAGAAGGCGCAAAAGGCCAAAAACUUUGCAGCCAUGCACGCACUCAGGUUCCUCCAGGGGGCAGGCCCGUCAUCUCGCGGAAAUAAGCGAUCUGCUUCCAUGACACAGGAGUCCCCUUCUCAUACUAGGGUGAAAGCUGAAGAAGACACCUGCGAUGGCGGUGUAUCUACAGCUGGUCCUUCGUCCUCAAAGGAUACAGGUGCCCAGACUCCUAUCUCUUCAACCACGGCCGCCUCAACUGCCGCCUCAACUACCGCCACCCAAAGCCUAGCCAUCCGUGAGCGCGUUGCUGUUCUCGGCGAGCGCCUGGGCUUUGGAAUCCCGGAGUACUACAUCGAACAAAGCACCAUUGUGGAUGACGAUGGUGAGACCUGGAUGGGACGCCCUGUCUUUAGAAACGACGGGAGGAUCCCCGAGGGUAUGGGCGUUGUGACUGGGAUUGCUGGACGAGAGCAAGCGGAGGACCUGGUCGCAGAGAAGGUGCUUGAGUGGCUUCAGAAGGAAGAGAAGCUCAGGGAGGAACAAGCUGCGAGUAUUGGAUCUGUAUAA